Syzygium oleosum is the source of this 1271-nucleotide messenger RNA. RefSeq lists its product as uncharacterized. NCBI's taxonomy places the organism in Eukaryota, Viridiplantae, Streptophyta, Magnoliopsida, Myrtales, Myrtaceae. Bases 299 to 1027 code for a protein of 242 amino acids. The transcript is spliced from 7 exons. The record is from RefSeq and is a predicted model, not a curated record.
UUCAUCUCGGUCUUUUCACGUCCGGCGCGUCGAAAGAAGUGAGGAUGUACUUCCUGGGACUCACGGGCAACUGGACUGCUAAUGUCUCGUCCUCGCUUGACAUAUUUGUGGUUAAUAGACCUGACCGUGACUGACUGUUACUGUGAACGGGUGAGCUCCAUCGAUGUCGGACUGAAAACGGGAUUGGGAUAGACCAGACCAGACCAGACCAGACCACACACAGAAGAGAAAUUGAUGGAGGGAAGGAUUGAGGGCUGUAUUUAGAAAGGCUCUGCUAUUGCUGCUUCUCGGCGCUAAUAUGGUCAGAGCCCCCUCUUUCGCUUGUCCUCCAAUGGCGAUACUGCUCAGUGCCAGAUCACGGCACGGAUGUUCAACCCAUGCUACUUUUGCCGCAAAGGGUUUCAGCUUCAGGGGAGGGUUUGGUGUAAUCAGUAUGCAAAGGGUGGGAAUGUCAGAAUCGGCCGCGAAGACAGCCAAUUUAUCUGCUUCUAGGAAGCAAGUCCUUCAGUUGCCGAAUUACGAGCAAUAUCCCAUCAGUCAAUUCCUGAGUCAUCCAUCCGGCGUUCAAGCAAUACUGAACGCCAGAGCUCUUCAGAGUUUUCAGUUCCUCGAUGCUAACACCUACAGGUGUACUCUUCCUAAAAUCCAACUUCUGAACUUCGAAGCAACUCCAGUAAUGGACUUGAGAAUGACUUUGACCGAUACAGAUUGUAUAGUCGAGAUGCUCUCUUGCAAGUUCGAGGGUUCAAAGGUCGUGGAACGCCAAAACAACCAUUUUUCAGCUUUCAUGACAAAUCACAUGAGAUGGGAUACAAAUGAUUCUGGGAAUACAGUGGAGGUUGACGUGAAGCUGGGUGUUACUCUCGAGAUUUUCACUCGACCAUUUGCUUUGCUGCCAUUGUCAGCUGUUGAAGUCCCUGGAAAUGCAGUGAUGCAAGCUCUAGUGGAUAGGCUCGUACCACUUCUUGUGGGGCAGCUGUUGCAAGAUUAUGAGCAAUGGGUUCGUCAGCAACGUGAACAUCUGUGAUAAAGUUCAUUUUCUUUUUUGGUUAUGCGAUUUCUAAUUUUUUUAAAGAUAUAAGGACAUUCUUGACCUUACCCUGUUAGACAAUCUGGUUGUUGGCAUUGGUAUGGUUCGUGAAGACAGCCGAUUCAAUGUGAGGUAUGUAUACUGUGGUGGAUCUCUUAUCAUGUUUAGGGUGGUCUCUGGUUCUUCGCCGUACUGAUGAAAUGAGAGCAAUUAAAAUCAUGGGCUGAUUUAUUUGUUCUGU